CAAUGACGGCUGAUGGUUAAGUAUGCAGACUGGGGCGAGGCGAGGCCCUUUGUUGACACGGAUAGCAGCGUAAGAGCUGAAGAAGGGGGGCUUGUGAGACAAUAAAUAAGCGAGCGAGUGAAUGAAGAGCUUCAACGAAGGAGAAGCUUUAUGGACGAAGACCCUCAGCGAGAGAAAGUGCGCAGGUUAGGCAGGCACGAUUUGCACGGGGAAGGGAAGAAGGGGAAAGAAGAAAGGGAAGGACAGAGGAAAGCGAGAGAAACGAGAGAGGAAAGGGAAAGAAGGACUGGAUGGCUGGAAAAGAAAAUCUUCUUCAAAAGAAAGUGGGAAGACUUUCAGGGAGGACAAACCAAGGCAAGAAAGGAGUCGUGGCCCCGAAAAGGCUGGUGGACCUGAGACCGGGGAGGGGGGCGUCUUUCUCUCCUUGCGACGUUACCGGACCUGUGUAUGAACGCUGCUCAUACCUGUAAUUUACUCAAUUUACCGUGCCUGUCCGGGUUUAAUUAAUUAACUUCGGGGGGGCGAUUGGCCCACGGUAACGGAGAGCGGAAAAAGAAAUCGAGGAAUCCUGAUCUUGGUCCUGGAAACGAAUGGUCCAUUUGGUUUAGUUUGCUCCAUCCUGUAACACCUCGCCAAUGGCCAACUUCUUGCUCAUGCGUCUGCUGAUUCGUUGUGCUUUCCCUUUGGCUCCGUUUCCU
Aspergillus vadensis CBS 113365 is the source of this 698-nucleotide messenger RNA. RefSeq lists its product as uncharacterized. Lineage: Eukaryota; Fungi; Ascomycota; Eurotiomycetes; Eurotiales; Aspergillaceae. The record is from RefSeq and is a predicted model, not a curated record. The transcript has a single exon. The coding region runs from base 151 to 396 and encodes 81 amino acids.